Cryptomeria japonica (Japanese cedar) is the source of this 1950-nucleotide messenger RNA. Its product is annotated as COMPASS-like H3K4 histone methylase component WDR5B. The coding region runs from base 273 to 1217 and encodes 314 amino acids. The transcript has 2 exons. Gene Ontology annotation, molecular function: histone binding. Gene Ontology annotation, cellular component: Set1C/COMPASS complex. NCBI's taxonomy places the organism in Eukaryota, Viridiplantae, Streptophyta, Pinopsida, Cupressales, Cupressaceae. The record is from RefSeq and is a predicted model, not a curated record.
GAUUUCUGAACCUUUUCAUACAACCAUCUAAGUAGAGAGAUGAGAAGUGCUCAAGCAAAGCACUUUUCUUCUCUCUAGUACCUAAAAAACAUUGAAAUCCUAAUAGCUUUACAUUUUGUCGAGGAUCCUGUUUCAGUGUCAGAUGUUAAUGGUAACCGAAUUCCUCUUACAGGAGAGGAAUGGAGGCCGAUCCGUCAAGGAUAAACCGUGACGGAAAAUCUGAGCUCUUAAAAUCAAUGUAAACCUUAAUCCAUAUAAGAAAAACGGAGAAAAUGGGUGAUUCCCAGCCGUCCGGGUCGGCGUAUUCACCUUACAGACUGCAACAUACUCUGACCGGCCAUGGGGACGCCGUCUCAUCGGUUGAAUUUUCGAAAGACGGGCUGCUGGUGGGCAGCGGGUCUGUGGACAAGAGCAUCCGCCUGUGGUCGUCCUCGACGGGCACCUUUGAGCGCUCCCUCCACGGCCACACCGAGGGCAUCUCAGACGUGGCCUGGUCUUCUGACUCGCGCUACAUUUGUUCUGCCUCUGAUGAUAAAACCCUCAAGAUUUGGGACGUCCACACUGGUGACUGCGUUAAAACCCUAAAGGGCCACUCUAACUUCGUUUUCACUGUCAAUUUUAAUGACCAUUCUAACCUCAUCGUCUCUGGCGGUUUCGAUGAGACCGUCAGGAUAUGGGACGUCAAGACCGGGAAAUGCCUUCGGGUUAUUCACGCGCAUACCGAUCCCGUCACGGCUGCCGAUUUCAACCGCGACGGGUCGCUGAUUGUGUCUAGCAGUCAUGAUGGGUCGUGCAAGAUAUGGGACGCGUCCAAUGGGAAUUGCCUCAAGACGCUCAUUGAUGACAAGACGCCUGCCGUUUCUUUUGUUAAGUUUUCGCCCAAUGGCAAGUUUAUUCUGGCUGCUACCCUCGAUGACACCCUGAAGCUUUGGAACUAUUCAACAGGGAAGUUUUUGAAAACAUACAGUGGCCAUGUCAACAGAGUGUACUGUAUGUCUUCAACAUUUUCUGUGACAAAUGGAAAAUACAUUGUUAGUGGCUCAGAAGAUCAUUGUGUAUACCUGUGGGACCUUCAGGGUAAGAAUAUGGUUCAGAAGUUGGAAGGUCAUAAAGACACUGUUAUCUCAGUAUCUUGUAAUCGAAAUGAAAAUAAAAUUGCUUCCGGUUCACUGGAGAAGGACAAAACUGUAAAGCUUUGGGUUCAAGAUUCAAACUGAAGCUGUGUAAAACAUAAAUCUUGGAAAUAGAUGGAGAUCAGGUCCAUAGAGGAAAUUAUAUGCGUUGCCAAUGGUAGUUUCAGAGGCUUGAUGUUGUUUUUUCUGUCGCAUCUGGCAAAGGCAAUUUAGUUCAAUAGGUACACAGCAUUAUUGAUUGUCAUCUGUACCACUAGUCAAACAAAUCAGAUUAAAGUCACAUCUUGUGGCGUAAUUGUCAGAAUUUCUGUUAAGACAGCAAAGGCCUCAUGCUACAAUCGGCAAAAAAUGUUAAAGUUCAGAUUCUUUAAAUGUUUCAAGCCUUACUAUAAGUUCUGGUUUUAGGUCACAGGAGGAAAUUAUAUGUGUUACCAAUGGUAGUGUCAGAGGCUUGAUGUUGUUUUUUCUGUUGCAUCUGGCAAGGGCAAUGUAAUUCAAUAGCUAAGCAGCAUUCUUGAUUUUCAUCUAUACCACCAGUCAGACAAAUCAGACUAAAAUCACAUCUUGUGGUGUAAUUGUCAGAAUUUCGGUUAAGGCGGCGAGGCAUUAUGCUACGAUCGGCAAAAAAAGUCAAGGUUCAGAUUCUUUACCAGCCUUACUAUAAGUUCUGGUUUGAGGUCACAGGCUAUCAUUUUCCUACCUAUCUUAUCUCUUAUGCUGUAUGGAGUUUUUGCCAACACAGUGUGUUCUCACAAAUACAAUUACUGUAAAUGAUUUUAUAGCCUUUAUCUAACUUAUUAGGUAUUUCGAUGAUCAA